Ambispora leptoticha is the source of this 1089-nucleotide messenger RNA. The record is from the annotation of a GenBank genome assembly. Lineage: Eukaryota; Fungi; Glomeromycota; Glomeromycetes; Archaeosporales; Ambisporaceae.
AUGAGUGAGGCCAACCCCAAUAAUAAUAAUACGCUUACACAUUAUAAUGACAAUAAUGUCAACGGUCCACCAAUAAAACAACAAUAUUCUGGACCCGAAGAACCGCUUCACCAUUAUGACAACAAUACUGAUAUUAAUGGAGAACCAAGAGCAAAACGUAGAUUGAGAAAUUUUCCUAUUCCACAAAUUCCUUCGACUCCACUUGCUAUUCCUACUAGCUUUGCGGAAGCCAGCUACAAAGUGUCAAAAAGUCUGGAGACUUUUCAAUGGGCACUUGAAGAUUUACAAAGAAUUUCUUUUUCUCCAUCCACUGCAAACCAUCAAGAUCCGUCAUCACCAUUGUCAUUCCCGACGGUGCCUUCAUCGUCGACGAUCGAAGUACCAGGGUCUUCACCUUCAAGAACUGUCCCGACGGGGCAACUAGCAACUCGUUCUAAUUCUCCAGACCCUGUUCCUCUAAUAAGAGUUGAACCAACAGUUACGUUUUUCGAUGAAAUAUCAAGAAGAUCUCUCACAAUAGUUGAUGAAAGACCAACUUCGCGAACUUCCUCACCCGAAAUAUUUGGCAGCUUUUUAUCUUCUUCAGCUCAGUCUCAUCAUCAAAAUAUAGUGUCUCCUUCGUUAUCUCCAGCAGAAAGUCGAUUCCCAAAUAUAAGUCUGAGGUUACUACAAUCUCCUGAAGUGGAACAUCAAUCGCCGUCCGCAUCUCAAAAUUCCACCAACAAUGAUCAGCAAAAAAAAAGAUUUGUGCCUACUCCCAGAGCCGUCGUCAUAGGUCAAGAUGGCCGCAUUUGGACUUUAGAAGCGCGAGUUAAACUAAUGGGCGAAUUUAUUAAUUACUUUCGCAAACGACAAGAAAAAAAUAGUAGAGUGAGCCAUACUACUAUAAGCGAAGAGUUGAAACGAUUGAUGGGUGAAGAACCAAAUGAUACCAGUUCAGGGGUGAGUUUGGAUCAUCUGAAAAGACGUAUAGGUAAAUAUUUGAGAAGACAACAUACGCCAUCUGAUCCUGCCGUCUUGCAAGCUAUCGUCGAUUGGGUACAACACGAGAAGGAAACUUGCAAUGCUAUCGAUCAUUUUGGAAUUUAA